AUGUCUGGAAACAACAGCAUCGACGCGGUUAAGCGAAAGAUAAAAGUUUUACAGCAACAGGCAGAUGAAGCCGAAGAGCGAGCUGAACUUCUUCAGAGACAGGUCGAGGUGGAGAAAACAUCAAGAGAACAGGUAAAAUGAUAUUUUAGAAUCAUCCAUAGAAGUUCCCUUAUUUUUUUAUUCUCGGCAUUUCGACAAGAUUCGAUCUACGACGUGCGCUGAUAGGCUACAUUGUUUCUUUUUUUAAAGUACACUGGGACUGGGUCGUCAUUCAUGCAAUUAACAUUUUACACCUCCGCCCAACAAGGAGCCUAUUGACAUGGGACUUUUCGUAGCAGGUUUGGGCAGUGGUACCCAACCGUUUUCUGUUACUGUACCACCAACAACAUUUUACUCUGCCGGAGUACCCCUGAAGUAUCCUCUCGUGUAUUUUACCAGUAGAUUUAUGGGAUCAUGAGUCUUAGGGCAAGUCAUAGUACCGCUGGUUGGGAGCCACAGAGUUAGGAGAGCAUUUUCGCUAAACCUUUUCCUAACCUUAACCUAAUUCUCCUUACCUGCUACGAAAACAUCAUUUCCGGUCGUAGCUGUAUCGAAGUGAAGUGUUUUUAUGGAAUCUCCUAUUGACAUUGACACAUCAAAUGGGGUGUGUAUUAUUGAAUAGCAUUACGAAGGCAUUGUUAGUGGAAGGUUUUGAGCAAUAUGGGUGGGGACUUUUCGACCAAAUGAUUGAAGUCAUUGAGGGACUGGAACUUAAAGUAACUGUCUGGAUAUGACCUGUAAUUGAUUACAAUAUGGGUGAAAUAGUUUUUCUUCCAAAAAUUGUAAUUAUGUUUGUUAAAAGCAGCUUUUCUGUGUUGGAAUGGUAUGGGCAUAUACAUAUCAUUCAAAAUAUUAACACAAUUAGACUGCUAAUUGGCCAGCUCAUCCUCCUCGGGAGGAUGAUGACAUCCUCUGUCUGAGGAAAUGGCAAGCAUUUAAUUUUUUACUUUCUGUUUGAGAUACAAGUUCGAAGUAGGGAUUUUGAAGUGUUUUUCCAAUUUAUGCUUUGGCCACAUACGAGUAUCGGCUGAGUCAUCAACGUUAUUUGGGUAUGAGUUAAAGGAAAGUUAGAUUUUCACAGGACAUGUACAUUAAGCCAAAUAUACUGAGGGGAUUUGAUAAGUGAACCGGGUUAGUGUUAAUUGCAUUCGUUUUGAAACUGGGCUGCCUCCUGGACUUGUGCUAGGUGCCCAGUUUUGGCCGAUGGCGAGGUCUGCUCAAAACAAAUGUGACGUAGGUUAAGCACGUGGAGUAAUGAGUAGGAUUCUGUUUUCAAAUGCAAAAGUGAUUGCUUUUGAUAAAAUGGCUUUAUCUGCCUUCCCAAUGAAAACUAGUUUGAAAACGCAAACAUAUAUUUUCAGUGUUUCCCCUAUAUGCAUUUAGCAGAGGCACGCCACUAAAAAAGUAAACUCAGCAAAAAAAGAAACGUCCUCUCACUGUCAACUGCGUUUAUUUUCAGCAAACUUAACAUGUGUAAAUAUUUGUAUGAACAUAAGAUUCAACAACUGAGACAUAAACUGAACAAGUUCCACAGAUGUGACUAACAGAAAUUGAAUAAUGUGUCCCUGAACAACGGGGGGGUCAAAAGUAACAGUCAGUAUCUGGUGUAGCCACCAGCUGCAUUAAAUACUGCAGUGCAUCUCCUCAUGGACUGCACCAGAUUUGCCAGUUCUUGCUGUGAGAUGUUACCCCACUCUUCCACCAAGGCACCUGCAAGUUCCCGGACAUUUCUGAGGGGAAUGGCCCUAGUCCUCACUCUCCGAUCCAACAGGUCCCAGACGUGCUCAAUGGGAUUGAGAUCCGGGCUCUUCGCUGGCCAUGGCAGAACACUGACAUUCCUGUCUUGCAGGAAAUCGCACACAGAACGAGCAGUAUGGCUGGUGGCAUUAUCAUGCUGGAGGGUCAUGUCAGGAUGAGCCUGCAGGAAGGGUACCACAUGAGGGAGGAGGAUGUCUUCCCUGUAAUUCACAGCGUUGAGAUUGCCAGCAAUGACAACAAGCUCAGUCCGAUGAUGCUGUGACACCACCCCAGACCACGACGGACCCUCCACCUCCAAAUCGAUUCCGCUCCAGAGUACAGGCCUCGGUGUAACGCUCAUUCCUUCGAUAAACGCGAAUCCGACCAUCACCCCUGGUGAGACAAAACCGUGACUCGUCAAUGAAGAGUACUUUUUGCCAGUCCUGUGUGGUCCAGCGACGAUGGGUUUGUGCCCAUAGGCGACAUUGUUGCCGGUGAUGUCUGGUGAGGACCUGCCUUACAACAGGCCUACAAGCCCUCAGUCCAGCCUCUCUCAGCCUAUUGCGGACAGUCUGAGCAUUGAUGGAGGGAUUGUGCGUUCCUGGUGUAACUCUGGCAGUUGUUGCAUCCUGUACCUGUCCAGCAGGUGUGAUGUUCGGAUGUACCGAUCCUGUGCAGGUGUUGUUACACAUGGUCUGCCACUGCGAGGACGAUCAGCUGUCCGCCCUGUCUCCCUGUAGCGCUGUCUUAGGCGUCUCACAGUACGGACAUUGCAAUUUAUUGCCCUGGCCACAUCUGCAGUCCUCAUGCCUCCUUGCAGCAUGUCUAAGGCACGUUCACGCAGAUGAGCAGGGACCCUGGGCAUCUUUCUUUUGGUGUUUUUCAGAGUCAGUAGCUUCUUUUAGUGUUCUAAGUUUUCAUAACUGUGACCUUAAUUGCCAUCUGUAAGCUGUUAGUGUCUUAACGACCGUUCCACAGGUGCAUGUUCAUUUAAUUGUUUAUGGUUCAUUGAGCAAGCAUGGGAAACAGUGUUUAAACCCUUUACAAUGAAGAUCUGUGAAGUUAUUUGGAUUUUUACAAAUUAUCUUUGAAAGACAGGGACCUGAAAAGGGGACGUUUCUUUUUUUGCCUAGUUCAUAUAUAUAUUUUGCGUGGUGAUGCCAGGUUUCCUCUAGACGUGACGCUUGGCAUUCAGGCCAAAGAGUUCAAUCUUGGUUUCAUCAGACCAGAGAAUCUUGUUUCUCAUGGUCUGAGAGUCCUUUUGGUGCCUUUUGGCAAACUUCAAGUGAGCUGUCAUGUGCCUUUUUACUGAGGAAUGGCUUCCGUCUGGCUACUCUACCAUAAAGGCCUGACUGGUGGAGUGCUGCAGAGAUGGUUGUCCUUCUGGAAGGUUCUCCCAUCUCCACAGAGGAACUCUGGAGCUCUGUCAGAGUGACCAUCAGGUUCUUGGUCACCUCUCUGACCAAGGUCCUUCUCCCCCGAUUGCUCAGUUUGGCUGGGCGGCCAGCUCUAGGAAGAGUCUUGGUGGUUCCAAACGUCUUCCAUUUAAGAAGGGAGGCCACUGUGAUAUCAUGUUGCGAUUGACCAAUCAAAGCUCAUAAUAGCUUCCAGCCCCUACUGGAUUGGCUCACCUAGCAUGCUUGCUAGGACCGGCAUAAGGGCGACGCUAGCAUGGCUAUCCGAAUGAUCGUGUUCAGUGGAUAAGUACUGUCUCUCUCAUUCGCAAUGUGUUCUGUCCCUCCCUUCCUCUCUGUGUCUGUCUGCCGGCCCCACAGGCUUGCCCUGGCAAUUACCAGCUGAAAGUUAAUUCUGUUCGAUUUGAAACCAGGCUACCUCCCGGGCGUGAGCCAGGUGCCCCGCUCUGUCCAACAGCGAAGUCGGCUCAAAACAAAAGUGAAUUAUUUAAGCAUGUGUAGUAAUAAGUAGGAUUCUGUAUUUUCACAUGCAAAAGUGAUUUGAUAACGCUUUAUCUGCCUCCCCAAUAAAAACUAGUUUGAAAAUUCUAACAUUUAUUUUAUGGAAAACCUGGGCCAGCGUAAUAGAACUCCCUCACUGAUAACACGCAGCUGUAGGCACAAUUGAUUGUGGUCAUUGUAGUUAAUUGCCACAUUUUCUCCUCUUAACUACUACAAAUAUUGACCUGUUGAAAACUACACCUUCCUACAUCGUCCCACAGUUCAUGAUUGAUAGAGAAACGGUGCGUUGAGCUCACAGAAAAAAAACGAACAAAAUGCAAUUGAAAUAAUUGAACCGACGUCGGUCAAUUUAGUUAUUUAAAACCCCCAAAUAUACCUGAAUUUGGCUAAUCGCUCAGCACUAGUUAAACCGUGAUUUGUAAUGAAUAUCCUUAUGUACCAUUAAGAAGGAAAUUGAUCCACCUCACAUUACACAUAAAGCGUGGUAGGCCUACAGUUAUAGAGUAGAGGAUCCCUUUAGCUUAUAAUAUAAAAUAUAAUAAUAUAAUAUGCCAUUUAGCAGACGCUUUUAUCCAAAGCGACUUAGUCAUGCGUGCAUACAUUUUUUUUUUGUGACAUGGCUAUUCAGUGCCAGAUUCUGUCAUUUAGCCACUGUAGGCUACUUCCACCUUUCGCGUGUCAAUGUUUCCGUCUCUCUCGUCUGUCCAUCUAUGGCUAUCUAUUUUCUCCUGUUAUCUGCCUUUUCUCCUAUGUAUACCUGGGUACACUGGCAAAUUGUUAUAGCUGCUCUAGAGACAUCUUCAAUGGUGGUUAACCAUGGAUAAAACUAACAAACAAUUGGUAGGAUAAAAUAAAUGCAGAUUCCCCCCCAAAGUCACAGAUGUUGCAUAGUUGCAAUGUUGUUACACUGAACAUAACCAGUGUACUGGAUGGAUGUGUGUGUGUUGAGAAAAUCAAGGUGAAUAAAUGGCCAUCUGACUGGAACAUUGUGUCUAGCCUCUUACAUGAUGCAAUGUUAAGUGCUUUGAGCACUAGAAAAAGCACUAUAGAAAGCCUAUCUAUCGUGGCAUAUAUAGUACAUCAUUGUUUGUAGGUUCUAAGAGGGGUUGGGGUCAAUUCCAUUUCAAUUUGAGAAGUAUAUUGACAUUUAGCCUAACUCUUUCUCUUCUCCCCCUCCCUGAUACAGGCUGAGGCUGAAGUUGCUUCCCUGAACAGGCGUAUCCAGCUGGUUGAGGAGGAGUUGGACAGGGCCCAGGAGAGACUGGCCACCGCUCUGCAGAAACUGGAGGAGGCAGAGAAGGCUGCAGACGAAAGUGAGAGGUCAGUGGGACACACCCACAGCGCACAUGAACAAAGAGGGGAAAAGAGGCCCCCACACUAAUUCUCCAAACGCCACAGUUUAAAGGGAUACUUAGUGAUUUUGGCAAUGAGGCCCUUUAUCUACUUCCCUAGAGACAGCUGAACUAGUGGAUACCAUUUUUAUAUCUGUGUCCAGUAUGAAGGAAAUUAGAAGUAGUUUCGCUAGCCAAUGCUAACUAGCGUUAGCGCAAUGAGUGGAAGUCUAUGGGUAUCUGUUAGCAUGCUACAACAUUUAUUUAGUCUUGCCCGCGUUAAGUACGAGUUAUAAACGAACCAGGGCUUUCUGUAAGGCAGCAAGCUCAGAUUGCAGCUCUAACAUAGCCUGGUCAACUGUUGGAAAUGGCAUACAGUACCUAAGUGUCAUCUGCAUAAACUUAUAUACACUUGUACAUGUGUGAAAUAGGACAAAUAUAAGCACCCACCAACAUUAUUAUUAUAAAAGGCCUUAUGCAGCAAUGGAAGCAUAACUUUUUAACAUGAAGUAAGACAAUAUCUUGAAAAGAGGGGUCUUGGCCUCAGUCAUUAUGGUCUAAACCAGGGAUGGGCAACUGAUGGGGGUGGGGGCACAAAAAACCCCCCCCGCGAGCAAAACAGUAAGUUGAGACCCUGACUGAGUUUUCUUAGCUUUUUUUUUGUUAUGAGAUUGGUCCGCGGGCUGCCAGUUGCCCAUCCCUGUUCUACACCUCAUUAGUUUGUCUUUGUUAUUGGACAGGAAGUGAAAGCACAUGGGCGCAACGAUGGCACAGACAAAAAGGGAAACGCAUCUGUUUAGAUCUUCCCCUCAAAUAUGAUGAUGAGAGGAAGUCCAGUGGCGGGAAGUGGAAGAAGAUGGAGCUAGAUUAAACUUGGCCGACAUUCUGCUAAUUUUGUCAUUGAUUAAACUUUCUGUAACAAAAAAGUUACGGAGUGCGCUAAGUUUGCAUUAGUUUUAAAAAAUGUUGUUUAGGAGUGCAAGGGCGAAAUGAGUUAUUGCACACGUGUACUUCAGACAAGGCGUUCCCUAACGGAAAUAUGCAAACACAUGCUACAACGCACCAAUAGGAUCUCGCUAACUUGUGCUUGGCUCUUCCCUCCUCCUUGCUUGUUCUGCCCACUGUGCUUCAGUUGCUCCUGAUGCCAAUUGAUGAAUCUUGGGUUAGUUACCAGUAUCUUUGAUGAUAGUGUGUGUGUAGUCUCCCGAGUGGCGCAGUGGUCUAAGGCACUGCAUCGCAGUGCUAGCUGUGCCACUAGAGAUCCUGGUUCGAAUCCAGGCUCUGUCGUAGCCGGCCGCGACCGGGAGACCCAUGGGGCGGCGCAGAAUUGGCCCAGCGUCGUCCAGGGUAGGGCAGGGAUGUAGCUCAGUUGGUAGAGCAUGGCGUUUGCAACGCCAGGGUUGUGGGUUAAAUUCCCACAGGGGGCCAGUAUGAAAAAUAAAAAAAUUAUGUAUGCACUCACUAACUGUAAGUCGCUCUGGAUAAGAGCGUCUGCUAAAUGACUAAAAUGUAAUGUAAAAUGUUUGGCCUCGCUAUCUCCACAUGAGUCAAUGGCCCAGUCACUAAUGUUAAUUGAUUGGAUGUGUCUUUCUCUGAUGCUCCCUCCCUGAGUGUGUGUGAAAUGUAGAGUCACAUGCUGCUGACAGUGUGCAAUGAUAAGAGUGUGUUUAGUUUGACAAAUAUCCAAAGUCUAAUAUCGAGAAUUGGUUUAUUAACACAAAAUGGUACGCUGUUAUGAUAGGAUACAUAUAAUGUACGUUUCAAUACCAAAUGAUACAAUACAUCUAACGUGUGUGUGUGUUGGUUCCAGGGGCAUGAAGGUGAUUGAGAACAGGGCCCUGAAGGAUGAGGAGAAGAUGGAGCUACAGGAGAUCCAGCUGAAGGAGGCCAAGCACAUUGCUGAGGAGGCUGACCGCAAGUACGAGGAGGUGAGGAUAUCGCACGGACACACACACGGCAGACUUCACACACACACUGCAGGGUCCUCCUCAGAAUGAAUAGAAUUUCCUGCUGUGCCUGAACUAUCCUCGGAUAGUUGAGCAACAUUGCUGAGGAAAGGUAAUAAUGUAUGUGUGUUGAAAUUGGUGCGAUCAUGUACAUACACAAUGCUUCAGUACUGCCUCAUAUGCACGCACACGGACACAAUGAGGUAACGUCCUCAUCCUCAACAUCGAGACACAGAAGUGGACAUAAUCGCAUACAUUUCUUCUCACGCAAGGCUGUAAGCUCACUAGUACAGUUUUGGCCAAGAUGUACCCAAUUUAUAGCCACCAUGGGCGUCUCUCCUCAUACUUCACCUGGACACCAUCUGCGGCAAUCUUGUGAGCAAUUGUUUCCGUCUGCCCUCUUGUGCAACUGGCAGCAAAUAAUUCUGUGUGUGCAUCUACAGGUGGCUCGUAAGCUGCUGAUCAUCGAGGGGGAUCACGAGCGCACAGAGGAGAGGGCAGAGCUUGCUGAGGCGUAAGUGGCCGUCCACAUGAUUGAACUGCACAAUAGUAAAACACACACGUAUACACAACUACACUAGUGGUACGUUAACAACACUUAUUCCACACGGCGAAAUAUGAUUCUGUCAAAUAAUUUAGUUAUACUGACAUUUUCCCCCAAGGGAAUGUAGACAUCUAUUGCACAUAGAAUACGGUAUAAAAUGUUACAUGUACAGCAUUGUAGCUCUGUCAUAAACAUACUCUUGUCACAACUACACAAUGCAGAAUGCGAACAUACAUUGUGACGUCUCAUUUGGAUUAUAUUUGAACUAUAUUCGAACAAUUCCCAGUCUACAUCAUCACAAUGCCUGGGUCAAAUGCAUUGUUAGGGGUUCAAGCAGCAAAGCUAGGCCACACCCUCUCAUGCAAUGCCAUGUCAAUUGGCCACAUGGUGACGCUAUAACAAGCGAUUGAAGAUGCAAACAUUUAAAGGUCAUGCCCCUCAUCCCGUUUUGAGCUAAUGUGGGUAGCAUCUCAAACAACAUGGCUGCUACUGACCAAUAAACAUUCAAGUGGUCUUGGCCUGGCACAUAAAUGCAUAUAAAUCAGACACAAUAUUCGUAUUGUAACAUCUUGAUAGACAUGUUCCAAACACUGUCAAGACUCAAUGUAAGCACAUUUAAAUUGACCACAGUGGCGCUAUAACGGGCACUUAUUUAUUGCUCUUGAUCUGUUUUGACUAUCUUGAUUGCUCUUGAUCUGAUUUAAAUUUGGCGCACUCAGGGAUGAGUCUAGCUAACCUGUAGAGUAUGGUUAUCUUUGGCUGCAUGGUGGCACUGUUGGACAGGAAAAACCUUAAUGCAUGUUCAUUGGCUUAUAGCGGCCAUAUUGUUUGAGCGAGAGUCUUGGAAAACAUAGCGUUUUAAAGAUGUGCAUCCAUAGAUGCUAUAUACCAAGUUUGGAGUCGAGCGGUUCUGGAGAAGACGUUUAAAGUAGUCAACGUUAUUACAAAUGGUCCAAAAUUCAUAAUCAAAAACAUUUUGCUUGAUCUGUUUGAUGUUGUGUUCUGAUAUUUGGCAAGCGUGGUAAAAACUACAGAAGUAGCAAAUCCUAUGGCGAUCUGUCCAAUUUGUCCUGAUGGUGGUACUGUGAGGCCAUAGCUUGAACCCCGCCAUGGCUGCUUGAAACUAUAUUUGUUUGCACUUUUGGGACUGUUCCAUUGUAUCGGACCAACAAAAUCAAGCGCAGCUCAUGUUUUUUAAAGUAUUUGAUACGGUUCUGCAUUAUACCAGUCCCACUGCCGGUAUCAUCCCAAAUCUGCCCCAUCCUCACUGUUCCCACGGCCAUGAGAAUAAACUUGUGUGUUUGCAUAACAAUGGUUCUGUAUCCUAAUGAAUAAAUGCCCUCCUCCCCCAUCUGUCCGUCUCUGCAUGUUUCUGUGGGUCCAACCUAAAUUCCACGCAUGACCCCCCCCCACAAUACGCCCCCGCUCCGCAUGUAUGUGACUCCGCACCCUCCCUGCACUAACAGCAAAGCCAGGGCCCUGGAGGAGGAGCUGAGGGGUUUCGACCAAUCGCUGAAGUCCCUGCAGGCCUCUGAAGACCAGGUAGUGUGUGUUUGUGUGUCUGUGGAGUGAAUUCAGUGCCUUCAGAAAGUAUUCAUACUCCUCGACUUAUUCCACAUUUUGUUGUCUUACAGCCUGAAUUCAAAAUUGAAUAAAUAUAAUUUUUUUCUCACCCAUCUACACACAGUACCCCAUAAUGACAAAGAGAAAAUAUGCUUUUAGAAAUGUUUGCAUAUUUAAUUUACAUAAGUAUUCACACCCCUGAGUCAAUACAUGUUAGAAUCACAUUUGGUAGAGAUUACGGCUGUGAGUCUUUGCACACCUGGAUUGUACAAUAUUUGCACAUUAUUAUAAAUUCUUCAAGCUCUGUCAAGUUGGUUGUUGAUCAUUGCUAGACAGCCAUUUUCAAGUCUUGCCAUAGAUUUUCAAACAGAUUAAGUCAAAGCUGUAACUAGAACACAAUGUGUAUAUUUGCCUUUUUGUUUUAGGUUGUCCUGCUGAAAGGUGAAUUUACUCCCAGUGUCUGUUGGAAAGCAGACUGAACCAGGUUCUUUCCUUCAGGAUUUUGCCUUUGCUUAGCUCUAUUCUGUUUAUUUUUAUCUUAAACGCUCCCUAGUCCUUGCUGAUGACAAGCAUACCCAUCACCAUGCUUGAAAAUAUGAAAGGUGGUACUCGGUGAUGUUGUUUUCUCCAAACGUAACGCUUUGUAUUCAGGACAUAAAGUAACAUUUUUUGCAGUUUACUCCAAUAAUGCAAACAGGAUGCAUGUUUUGGAAUAUUUUUGUAAAAGCUUUCUUUUUCAUUUAGGUUAGUAUUGUGGAGUAACUACAAUGUUGUUGAUCACAUCCUCAGUUUUCCCCUAUCACAACCAUUAAACUCUGACUGUUUUGAUGUCACCAUUGGCCUCAUGGUGAAAUCUCUGAGCGGUUUCCUUCCUCUCCAGCAACUGAGUUAGGAAGGGCGCCUGUAUCUUUGUAGUGACUGGGUGUAUUGAAACACCAUCCAAAGUGUAAGUAAUAACUUCACCAUGCUCAAAAGGAUAGUCUGCUUUUUGUUCUUUUUUUUUACCCAUCUACCAAUAGGUGCCUUUUGCGAGGCAUUGGAAAACCUCCCUGGUCUUUGGUUGAAUCUGUUUUGAAAUUCACUGCUCGAAUGAGGGACCUUACAGAUAAUUGUAUGUGUGUGGUACAAAGAUGAGGUAGUCCUUCAAAAAUCAUGUCAAACACUUAUUGCACACAGUGAGUCCAUGCAACUUGUGACAUGUUAAGCACAUUUUUCCUCCUGAACUUAUUUAGGCUUGCCAUAACAAAGGGGUACUUAUUAACUCAAGACAUUUCAGCUUUUCAUUUUUAAUUAAUUUGUACACAUUUCUACAAACAUAAUUCCACUUUGACAUGGGUUAUUGUGUGUAGGCCAGUGACACAAUCUCAAUUUAAACCAUUUUAAAUUCAGGCUGUAACACAACAAAAUGUGAAAAUCAAGGGGUGUGAAUACUUUCUGAAGGCACUGUGUUGUUCAAAUGCCUAUACUUCAGUGUGAGUGUGUAUACUGAAAAUGAGGUGUGUGUGUAUAGGGUGUCUACCCACUCUGCCCACAGUGGCUGAAAACAAUAUUUGGUGAUGACAUUUCACUUCCUUAUGUUAUAAAAUACAUUUUACCAAGACAAAUAUGAUUAUUCAUGUUUGAAUCAUUCAGUGGGGUCUUUCUGUAACAUAUCAUUAACAUUUGUAUCCAAUAAGUCAGAUUUCGUAACCUAAUACAUCUGAUAAUAAUCACAGAGCUCUGUUGACAUAGCAUUCAGGUUUCUUAACUUUUGAGGAUUCUACAUUUUGGUUGUCAUCUUCAGUUGUUUCUGCGGGUCGCAAAACUAGCAUGACACAAGCUGAAUUAAAUGUAAAGGCUUUGAAAAUAAUAAGCUCAGUGCUCCGUUGACAUUUCAGAGAUACGCUUGUUUUUGUGAGAAAUCUUCUAAAAACAGGAAUUUCUAAUUAAUAUGAAAAGCGUCUACUAAAAUAUGAAAAUGAUACAUGUCAUGUCUCAAUCUAUAUCCAUCUUAGCUCUGUUUUAUGUCCUGCUGAUUCGAGAAGAAAGAUGAGUUUAACGGUCAAAGUGAGCCUGUCAGGUAGUCGGUAGCUUUAGUUCUUGCACAGAAUCCAGCCUACCUGACGCAAUGCUAUUUUCCUGAUUUUUAUUUAUUUAUUAUUAACUCCAAUAACUUAUGAUAGAGACAUAAGGUUUGGACCAUUUGUUUUUUUCUCAGCGGAUUAUCUACACAAUUAACAUUAUUUUACCCAUUGGUAAAAAUCAUGUUUUUGAUUGGACACCCUACUGUUUAUGUGUGUUUGGGGAAUGUGCCUAUACUUCAUGGUGUGUAAGAGAGAAAAAAGUGUAUGAGAGUGUGUUCAUGCUCAACUGACUAGAUGUGCUCUAGUGUAAUAUACCAUUGGUAGAAAAUCAGUCUUGAGAUUUAUGGAUAUAGGAACUAUUUAUAGUUAAAAGAUCUCAAUAGGUGGACAUAGAAAGUAUUUUCUGUGUGUGAGUGAGGAGGAGAAAGAAGUAAUCAGAAUCGUGGCCUCAGGACAAACGGGUGGUCCUCUUUGUAUGACUCCAGGACUCCAACCUCUCCUUCUUUUCAGUAUCUGCCUUCUCUCCUUGACUCGCGCUUGCCUCCAUUUCCCUUCCCUACUCUUUUUCUCAACCUGUGUUUGCAUGAAAUCCAGUGUGCGUGUUAAGGAAGUGACAUCCUACUGCUCUAAAGUCGAUGGGAGAGUUCGCGUUGUGUUUAGUAGGAUGGAAAAUGGGUGAUGCUAUGUGAACUCAUCCAGUAAGAAACACUUUGCUACGGUGUGCCCUACUGAACACAAUUAAGAAUUGACUCAUGAGAACUCGAGCAUGCACAACUCACUCUUUUCAAUGCCCUUAUAAGGACAUCUCCAGCCUAACGCAUGCCGUUCUAACGACAGUGAACAUUGCUCGUAUAGCUUGUCUUUGGUUAAGGAUGUUCUACUGAUUUCCUGUUGUGACGUGGGCUCACUUUAAUAUGGAGAUAUGGUAGUGUCAAGGGUCUGUAACCGCUGCGGUUUGUGGUUAGCCUCAUCUCUGCCGUUUCUCUGUCAUAAGGCACUCAUUCUUUGUGUUUCCUAAUCAUCUACUCCACACUCCUCCCAACUCCAUUUGUCAUCUCUCACCAUCAAUUAUCUUAAACCGUAUUGCCAAUGUUUUCACACUGCUACUCUUUCCUUCCUCUUUUCACUGCUCCACCCUCUGCCCUCGUCGCCUACUGUGUCAUCUCUCCUUGUCUUCUCGUUCUCUUGAAACAAACUCAAUGGCGACCUCCCCUCAAAUCCAGUAAAUGUGCUGAGCUGGAGGAGGAGCUGAAAAAUGUCACCAAUAACCUUAAGUCCCUGGAGGCCCAGGCGGAGAAGGUAGUGUGUCUGUGUGUUGGUAUUUUACAUGGUUGUAUGAACCUCAGAUUAAACCAGCAUGUUACCUGUGUGGGCAUGUUUUUUUGUGACUGUAUACAUCUCUGAGGAAGCGAUUUUUUUAAGUAUUGUGUGUUAAUUUAUUUGCCUUUGCAGUUGGUGUGUACUGUAUACUGUACCUGUUUAUCUGUGUGCAGCAUUUGUAUUUGAGAGGACAGCUGCUGUAUUCACCCUUAACAAGGGUUCUGUAUUGACUCUGCCUUGAACAACAUUGGCAGUGUGUGUGUGUGUAGUCCAUAUCCAGAUACCUCAGGCACUUACCCUUGGGUUAAUUGGUCUGUGUAGUUAAUUUCCCUUUGGCGUUUACCACCAUUCCAGUCUUGAAUACCCCCUACCUCUCCCAGACAACCAUUCUUGUCAUCAAUGCCCUUUACUGCCUAUGUUUAUAAUUUCUAGAAAGGUCACACUUGCAUGAGGCAUUGAGUUCCUUCAAUCUCCAUAUUUCUGAUUGGACCGAAGGCCUGCAUGGACAAACACCCCCAUACUAAGUUAAGGGUUUGGUCUAAUAUAACAUAGAGAACAAAAUGUUACUCUUAAUGGCUCUCAUUACAUUGAAGAGGCAAUGGUGCCAUAAUGACUUGUUCCUUUGCACCACAUUUGUAAUCGGUAUCCUUCAAUGACACUGCAGUGGAAUACAGAUGAAAACUUCCUCCAGGGCUAUGUUCAUUAGGCACCAAACAGAAAAGACUAAAACAGGAGAGGCUACCAGGACUCGUUUUCUGUUGCAAAACGAUUUGACGUUUUCCAUUGCGUGACCUAAUGAACACAACCCAGGUUUAUGAUUGUUCCCUGUACAUUCCUACAUAUGGAUGUCCAGAUCUGCUCAGAGCAGAUGCACUGUAAACAUCCCUGCAAGCAAAGUUGCUUUAGUGUUGUUUUAAAGUUGCUUUAAUGGUUAGAUCAGUGGUAUUCUACUUCCAUCUUUUAUGGACAGUAGUGUUCUCGUAUUCCUCCAUUUGUUUCACCAGUGGCAGAUUUAGUCCCGGGAAACCAGUGGCCAGUCCUAUGGGGAAAAUGUUUCAGAACUUUGUCAAUAGAAAUGUUUUGCAUAAGAAUGCUUCAAAUGACUAUCUACAGUUUUUUGUUUGUUGGUACAUUUCUAUUUACAACAUCCUGAACGUUUCACUCUACACAACACUCAUCGGAUAUGUAUUUUCUUUCUAGCCAAUCAGUGAUUGGGCAAUUGAGACACUGUGAUCCAACCAUAUUCAAGGCCCCACCCAGAAUUGAAAUCUCAGCAAGAAUUCUGGGAUCUCUAGAGCUGUAGAUAGAUGGAUGAAUUAAGUUAACCACUGAAGGAGCCAAGUCACACGUGCUGUUGACUUCACAGGGAUUGCCCUUGAUAUUGAACUAAUUUGGCAUGCAUUAUAAUUGCAUGUUCUUAGGAAUCCUUCUAUUGCAGCAUUGACACACUGUUUUUUACAUGAGAUUGAGGUCAUGUCAUUUUAUUUUUUGGUGUGUGCAUGCUCUGCUUUAAACUGACAAUCCUCUAUUUUCUACUACAGUAUUCCCAGAAGGAGGACAAGUAUGAGGAAGAGAUCAAGAUCCUGACCGACAAGCUCAAAGAGGUAAGUGGAUAACCUGUAGAGCAGUGAUCAUCAACUAGAUUCAGACGCGAGCUUAUUAUUAUUAUUAUUAUUAUUAUUAUUAUUAUUAUUAUUAUUAUGUUUAAAUUGUUGAAGUUUUUAUUUAGCGGCUGGUCGGGGCCAGAAAAUAAUUACAAAUAAUUUGUAGUUUGCAAAUUGACCGCAAGAAGCCCUAAGAUGUAAAAUUUGACUAAAACAUAAUAUUUUCAAACCUUGCUUUACAUUUGUAUAUGAUCACAUUCGGUGAGCUCCAAGUAUUGGGACAGUGACCCACGCACAAAUAUCAUACCCCCUAAAAUGCUAACCUCCACUGUUUUUGCAAAGGUGAGAGGUUAGUAGUGCGUCUAACCUUCUCACUCAUUAUUAUUAUUAUUAUUAUUAUUAUUCACGAUUUAUUCAGGACUAUCCAUAAUCAUGGUAGCAUCCACAUUAAUGUAGAAGUGUUUAGAAAUGUAUUCUAUUCUUAUUUACAAUAAAAGUGACUCCAAAAUGACACUACAUUAUUUACCAUUCAUUUCUAUUGGGCACAAAAUUAUCUGAAACACAACCAAAACAAAUGGCAAAUGCAUCCAAGUUUGUAGAGUCACAAGCUUGAUGUAAUCAUUGCGUGCUGGGAAUAUGGGACAUAUAAGUGAAUUUGUCCCAAUACUUUGGUCCCCCAAAAUGUGGGGACUAUGUACAAAAAGUGAUGUGAUUUCUAAAUGGUUCACCAGAUAUGAAUAAAAAAUACCCUCAAAUUAAAGAUGACGGUCUGCACUUUAAUCUCAUAGUCAUUGUAUCAUUUCAGAGCCAAAACAAUUCACUGUCCCAAUACUUUUGGAGCUCACUGUAUAUCUCUAUGCGAGGGAAUACUUUGGAACAGAUUUCCAAAAUUAAAAUCACUUGGAGCUGCGUGUGUUUUUACUAUCUUAUGUCCCAACAAUAAAAUAAUAUAUUGCGACGCCAGUUGGGGAACCCUGACUUAGAGAAUGAAAAAAGCCUACUUAGUUCGGUAGAUAUAAUUGCAGAUGGUUGACACUUUCACAAGCGAAAUUCAGGGAAGGCCAUCUUUUGUUUGUUUUUGUCUGACAUCUGUGUUGACAUGUCCCUGAAAUGUCCCCUUGUAGUAUCUUGUGUGGCGUCUGGGGUGUUUUUUUUUUUUUUCCUUUUGUUUUUUUUUCCAAGGUUUCGUCUGAGAUAUGUUUGAUAGUAUUUAAUUGAUGUUUUUUUUUUGUUUCCGAUCUGUUUGUCUGGAUGUCUCCUUUGUAUUUUUCUUUGUCUUGCUCAUUGCAUUUGUUUGGUCUAGUCACCUUUUUGUUUAUUCACAAAGUGAGGUUAGUUUGGUUCAAUUCCUUUUGUAGUCUCUCCAAGUUAACAUAUUUAAUCUAGGUCAUCUAGGUUUUAGUAGUUUCUUGAUUGAUUGCUUUGUUUUGACUUAUUUUCUUAGGCUGAGACUCGUGCUGAGUUUGCUGAGAGGUCUGUGGCCAAGCUGGAAAAGACCAUAGAUGAUCUGGAAGGUAGGAUCCAGCCGCUUUGCCUUAAAACUCCUGUAUUUCCCAAUGCACCGUCUAUGGAAAAAGUCCUGUUCUGGCUUAAUCAGACUAUUAUUUUAGCAUACAUCACUUUCCCUUGGGCUGUUUCCCUCGCUCUCUCCUUAUCUUCUCUUUGCCUCCUUUUCUUCUUCCUCUUUUUCCCUUCACUCUUUGGCCUCUCCGUGAACAGAUGAGCUAUAUGCACAGAAACUCAAGUACAAGGCCAUUAGCGAGGAGUUGGACCACGCCCUCAAUGACAUGACCUCCAUGUAA
Molecule: messenger RNA, 15865 nt
Organism: Coregonus sp. 'balchen'
Lineage: Eukaryota; Metazoa; Chordata; Actinopteri; Salmoniformes; Salmonidae
Source: the annotation of a GenBank genome assembly